This is a messenger RNA of Vitrella brassicaformis, 3052 nucleotides long. NCBI's taxonomy places the organism in Eukaryota, Vitrellaceae. The record is from the annotation of a GenBank genome assembly.
CACGAUCAUCCACUACGUCUUCCCUGCUGCCUGUUUCUCCUCCUGUGCACCUCUCUCACAGCCAUGAUGUCGCCUUCCUUCAGCCUGAUCUCUCUUUUGUGCGUCCUCUGUGAUGCUGCCGCCUUCGACCUCGACAGCUUCGCCCGCUUUGUGCCGACAGAGAGCAGCAGCAGCGAUGUGAAGCUGUCACUCAGCCAUCAGCAGACCACUCAGCUGACCGACAGUGACGAGAGAGAGGCCACCUUUGUGAGCUCUCUGUUUCCCCUCUCCCCAGGCGAUGUUCUCAACACGUGAGGCACUCACACACAACAUCGCACCGCAAGGCUGCACUGCAUGUUUGUGUGCUUUUUGUGUAGGUAUCCCUUUGAUGUGCCUAUUCCCUUGCCGCGCCAGCCGAUGGCAAUUCGGUCUCUGUGGGGCGAAAUUGUCGACGAUAAGAACGUCAGCGUGCCCCUCGAUGAGGUAAUGCGUCAAGGCCACACCCACACCCAGACACAAACACACAUGCAGCUGAAGGAAGGCGUGUGCGUGUGUGUGUGUGUGUGUGUGUGUCUUCAGGUCUACACGCACCACUGGUUCCUGACCUACACGAUGCCCGGCGACGAAAGCAGAAACCUCACACGCGCACUCAUUGUGGGCGCCGAGACCAGGGGUCAGUCAACUACCACUGCACACACAGGCAGGAUUGUUCGCUGCAUGCGCGGCCUGUUCGUUGCCCUGCCAGGGACGCCGAUAGUGUCGCUGAGCGCUCCUUUUGCCUUCACGACAACGGGCGAGGAGUCCUGGUGGCUCAACAUGCACCUGCUGAGGACCGACAAUGUGACCAAUGUGCAAGCCUGCAUUCAGGUGAUCACACAGCCACAGACACGCAACUCACCAAUUGGCCACGCAAUGCUGCUUGUUUGUGCCCUUCAGUGCCGCUGCGCCCCCGACGGCCGUCACGGGUCGCUCAGCUGCUGCCAAGACGGCACCCACUGCCACACAUCAUUCGACCCAUUCGUGACGGCCAGCGACACUGACUUCUUUGACGACCCCGCCCACUGCCCAGACUGCAACUCCAACACCGAAGACAUCUUCGGGCCGCCAAUCCGCAACUUUGUCCCUCGCCCAGCCGCCAAGCACUAUCGCGUCAGGUACACUGUCCGCUACGGCGAGGUCACCCCGGACGUCAAGCCGGUCCGCGCCAACAUGGGCAUCGACAUCGUCAAGGGCAAACAGGAGUACAACGUAUUCCCAUGCGCCCCCAAAGAGAGUGGGCCUCUCGCAGCCAUGAAGCAGCGGCGCCUACUGCUCAGUGGGGAGGACAGCGAGUGUGUCGACACCAAGAGGGUGACGGUCGUCGUCAACCAGCCCUUCCAUCUGAUCAACGUCCGCUCACACCUGCAUGUGGGCGGCAUAAGUGCUUCUGUGGCCGGCGUGAGGGAGCAGUGGCAGUGCGACAUGCGGGCCAUCUACGGCACCACGCCACGCAAGGCCGGCAACGAGCUGGGCUACGUGACGGGCAUCACCCAGUGCCACUACGGUGAGGGCGAGAGGGUGAUGCAGAGGGGCGACUUGCUGCGGGCGACGGUCCACUACAGGCGGGACAAGCACUACGCCGGCGUGAUGGGCGGGGCAGUGUUUGUCGGUUACUACCCCGGCGACACGGCGGCAUCGACGUCAUGGGAAUUCUCGUACACGCAGGUGUCCUAUGUCAACGAGACGGACAGCGAUGUGCGUGUGUGAAUGUGUGAAUGUGUGUGAGUGUGAGGGGAGAGAUGUUGAGAUGAGAUUGAGUCGUGCCUGUGGGUGGGUGUGUCACGGGGUCCACUCACGCAGUGUUCGCGAAGCUCACUUGCUGGCGAUUUAUCAAAUGCCAGCAAGUGAGUGAGCUUCGCGGGCGCCGGCGCAGUGGAUCUCGUGACACGAACCACACGCAAUGCGAUUGAUGAGUUUGGGAUGCGGGCCGUUUUGCCGUUUUUGAUGCCUGUGUGUGUGUCUGUGUGUCCAGCGGUGUGGUGUUGGUUGGUGUGACUCAAAGAUGAGAUCAGUGUCAGUGGCAAUGUCGUCCAUUGGGUGCGUUCACUGCAUCGAUGAGCUUCCUCACUGGGAGGGAAGAUGCAGCGAGGCCGUAUAAGCCAUCUUUUCGGAUCGCCUGUGUGCGUGUGGCAGUUGUCUGUGUAUCUGUGUGGUGCUUGUCGGAGUAUCGCAUUGGUUGGGAGAGAGAGGGUCGACGGAAUGGAUCUGUGGGCGUCAAGCGCAGCAGUCGCCGAGACGUUUAUCUGAGUAGCGAUGUGCACCACCCUGACGUGACUCGUCGACGUUAUCGUCAACGGGGCGAAUUCACCAAAUGCCGUGUGUUUCACUGUUCGUUUGUCUGAUGGGUGUCCUGUUUCCCCGCUCCUGCACGCUGUCUUGUGUGUCGGUUCGUUCCGUCCCGCAGACUUCGUGUGUGAGCGGGGGCGAAGGACACCCAAAGGACACAGACGAGAGAGAGAAUGGCAGACACUCUUUGUCAGUCAGCCUGACAGACAUGGGCUGCUCUUGACCCAUGUGUGUGUACUCGAUGUGUCUCGUUUGUGGGAUUCUCUGUGCGAUUGCAUCCUUAGCACGGCAGAGGUGUAUGUGGCCUCAGCACUGUGAUGUUUCAGUGGGUGGGCUCCGUACGCUGACGCCGGCUGAAGGACGCAGUCGUGCAAGAGAGAAAUGAGUGCGAUGGAUGAUGGGACAGCUAUGUAAUUGUCAUCUCACAGCAGAUUGCUGACGUGUCCCUCAUUUAUCCAUUCACAUCCAUCCAUUCGAGCGCCACCGCCAACCACAUGAAGAGGACGUCAGUCACCGCCCUGCAUCGUCUUGAGCUGGUUGUGUGUACUGCGUCUUGAGCUGGUUGUGUGUACUGCUGGCCAAAGCGAUGAGGCUUUUGGUGUGGCUGUGCUGCCUUUUGGAACUAUGUGUGUGUAAGUGACUUCGGUUGUGUCGGGAACUGACUCAGCCAAGGAGACUCGCGGGCUCAUCUGCGCAUAAGCAACACAGCUGUGCCGAGCCAGUCUGACGAUUGAUCGGUCAUUCAUUC